Messenger RNA from Trichogramma pretiosum, 2221 nucleotides. RefSeq names its product zinc finger protein OZF-like. Gene Ontology annotation, biological process: regulation of transcription by RNA polymerase II. The record is from RefSeq and is a predicted model, not a curated record. Bases 70 to 1938 code for a protein of 622 amino acids. The transcript has 3 exons. Lineage: Eukaryota; Metazoa; Arthropoda; Insecta; Hymenoptera; Trichogrammatidae. Gene Ontology annotation, cellular component: nucleus. Gene Ontology annotation, molecular function: RNA polymerase II cis-regulatory region sequence-specific DNA binding; DNA-binding transcription factor activity, RNA polymerase II-specific.
UUGAUCUAAUUAUAGCUUUUAAAAUUAUCUCAGUAAGUUUAGUCGUUAACUGAAUUUCAAUUGUGAAAGAUGAAUUCGAGUGGUGUAUUUAACAGUGCUGUUAGAGUCAAAAGAGAGCCCUGUGAUGAGCUGCUUACCGAAACUGAUUAUAAGGCAAUUGAUAAGAUUCUCGAUACUGAAAAAGUUCAAUGCUCGAGAUUUCUACAAGAAAAUCCAAUCAAAAUGCUUCAAGAAUAUGACGAAAAUCAUGAACGUGAGUUUAAUGAUGAUAUAGAGAUAGUUAUAGAAUGCGAAGACGUAAAGCCCAGUAUGGAUUUAUUAGUAGUUAAAAAAAUCGACGAUUAUCCUUCAAAUCACUUGCAGGAUGUGAAAUGUAGUUUUGAUUACAAAACUAAUGAUAGAAUUAAAAUAGAACCCGUGGAUGAAGUGAAACAGGAAUUUUUCGACGAAGAAGCAACGAAAUUGAGUUUCGGUCGUGGACUCGGCGAACAAAAUGAAAAAAUUACGGAAAAGUUUAAUAACAAAAAUAGGCUCAAAGCACACGCCAGCUCGGCUCGCGAAGAUAAAAGUCAUUCGUGUAAAAUAUGCAGAAAGAAAUUUGCAAGUAAGCCUAAUUUGAAUAGACAUGUCAAAUCAUCGCAUAAUCACAUCACCCACGCAUGUGAUGUAUGCGACAAGACAUUUUCACGAAAAGGUUAUCUCAAAAUCCACAUCGAUUCAGUACAUAAUGGUCUCACUUAUAAAUGCGAUAUAUGCGGCAAGACAUUUUCACGAAAUAGUCAUCUCAAAAUCCACGUAGAUUCAGUACAUAAUAGUCUCUCUUAUAAAUGCGAUACAUGCGGCAAGUCGUAUACUUAUAAACAUCAUCUCAAGACCCACAUCGAAUCAGCACAUAAUGGUCUCACUUAUAAAUGCGAUAUAUGCGGCAAGAAAUUUUCACGAAAAGGUCAUCUCAAGACCCACAUCGAAUCAGCACACAAUGGUCUCACUUAUAAAUGCGAUAUAUGCGGCAAGAAAUUUUCACGAAAAGGUCAUCUCAAGACCCACAUCGAUUCAGUACAUAAUGGUCUCACUUAUGAAUGCGAUACAUGCGGCAAGUCGUAUACUUAUAAACAUCAUCUCAAAAUCCACAUCGAUUCAGUACAUAAUGGUCUCACUUAUAAAUGCGAUAUAUGCGGCAAGACAUUUUCACAAAAAAGUAAUCUCAAAAUGCACGUAAAUUCAAUACACAAUCGUGUCACACAUGCAUGCGAUGUAUGCGGCAAGACAUUUUCACAAAAAGGUCAUCUCAAGACCCACAUCGAAUCAGCACAUAAUGGUCUCACUUAUAAAUGCGAUAUAUGCGGCAAGAAAUUUUCACGAAAAGGUCAUCUCAAGACCCACAUCGAAUCAGUACAUAAUGGUCUUACUUAUAAAUGUGAUAUAUGCGGCAAGUCGUAUACUUAUAAAAAUUCUCUCAAGACUCACAUCGAUUCAGUACAUAAUGGUCUGACAAAUAAAUGCGGUAUAUGCGGCAAGACAUUUUCACGAAAAGAUAGUAUCAAGACCCACAUCGAUUCAGUACAUAAUGGUCUGACAUAUAAAUGCGGUAUAUGCGGCAAGUCGUAUACUUAUAAACAUCAUCUCAAGAUCCACAUCGAUUCAGUGCAUAAUGGUCUCACUUAUAAAUGCGAUAUAUGCGGAAGUAGGUACUCCAAAAAGGGUUAUCUUAAAAAACACAUCGAUUCGGCCCAUAAUGGUAUUAAUACGCAUGCAUGUGGCAUAUGCGGAAAGAAAUCGAUAAAUAAGAGCGUUCUCAAGAAGCACAUCAAUGCGGUGCAUAAUAAAAUCACUCACCCAUGUGAUAUAUGCGAAAAGAAGUUCUCAUUUAAAAGUAAUCUUUACAAACAUAUAAAUUCAACGCACCUCUUAAAAAAAGUCAUUUUCACAAAAUUUUAAUCUGAGAAAAUACAUCGAUUCUGUGCACAAUAAAAUUACUCACACAUGCGACCCAUGCGGGAAGAUAUACCCAAGAAAGAUGCUUCUUAAAGCUCACAUUAACCCUUUAUUCACGCAUAAUAACUUAGUGAGUGCAUAAACUGUAAUGUACUUAUCUGGAAGAAUAAUCCAAAAAUUUUUAUUUAUAAUACACAUUACAGUGAAAAUUAAUGAAUUCUCGAAAAAAAAUGAAGCACAUUAUUAAUUGUAUACUAAUAAACACAUUUAAUCACGUUUAUGUCAA